Molecule: messenger RNA, 1035 nt
Organism: Rotaria sp. Silwood2
Lineage: Eukaryota; Metazoa; Rotifera; Eurotatoria; Philodinida; Philodinidae
Source: the annotation of a GenBank genome assembly
AUGACUGAUAAUAUAAAAUGUGUUAAUUGUCAAUCGAUGGCUAAUUUAAUAAUACAUCGACAACAUUCACAUGGUUUAUGCGACGGUUUCACCACGAUUUUAUUUUAUGCACGUGAAAUGCAAAAAUUAGCUGAAGAAGUUCAAUCAUAUAGUAGAGAACAUCAUAUUGAAUUAGGCGAUAUUGAAUGGAAAGUAUUUUCUGAUAAUUGGCCAAAUAUUUUUAUUCAUAAUUCUGAACAAAUUCGUAAUAGUCAUGUUCUAUUCUUAGCUUCAUUUCAUAGUCCACAAACAAUUUUUGAACAAAUUUCACUUCUUUAUCAUUUACCAAAAUAUCUUUGUCGUUCAUUAAAAGUUCUUUUACCAUAUUUUCCAACGGGUACAAUGGAACGUAUACAAAUUCAAGGUGAAAUAGCCACAGCUUAUUCGCUUGCACAAAUGCUUUCAUCAAUUCCAUUAACACGUACUGGUCCAUGUGAAGUUGUUAUAUUUGAUAUUCAUGCAUUACAAAAUCAAUUUUAUUUUUCAUCAAAUGUUAUUGUUCGUCUUGAAUCAACAGUUGGAUUAUUAUUAGAUGCAUUAAAUAAUCGAGAAAACCAAAACGAAAAAUUUGCUAUCGCAUUUCCAGAUGAUGGAGCUCAUAAAAGAUUUGCUCAUAUGUUUGAAGAAAAUAGAUAUCCGAUUGUAAUUUGUAGCAAAAUUCGAGAAGAUGAUAAACGUAUUACAACUAUCAAGGAAGGUAAUCCAACAGGUUAUCAUUGUAUAAUUAUUGAUGAUUUAGUACAAUCAGGUGGUACACUUAUUGAAUGUGCACAAGCACUUUUAAAAACUGGUGCCGUUAAUAUAUCUGCUUUUGUUGGUCAUGGAAUAUUUCCAAAUGAAAGUUGGAAAAAAUUCAUUCAUUCCAAUAAUCCAAAAGUUCGUUUUGAUACAUUUUAUGUAACAAAUACUUAUCCAAAUACACAAGUAUUAAUUGGUAAACCUCCAUUUAAAGUAAUUUCUAUUGCCAAACUUUUAUACAAUAUUUGUUUUAAUUGA